Messenger RNA from Fusarium redolens, 2875 nucleotides. RefSeq names its product NACHT domain-containing protein. The transcript has 2 exons. The record is from RefSeq and is a predicted model, not a curated record. Bases 277 to 2631 code for a protein of 784 amino acids. Gene Ontology annotation, molecular function: ATP hydrolysis activity. Lineage: Eukaryota; Fungi; Ascomycota; Sordariomycetes; Hypocreales; Nectriaceae.
CUGGUCAUUGAUUCGUUCUCCUCAGAAAUACAUGCUGUUGAGAGGUUGCAAUCGGCAUGCAGUCAUACAGAAUUAAACAUAUUCACCGGUGUCGACGAUCAGCGGCCUCAACAGCUGGUCCAUUACAUCAAAAGCGUCACGCCACCAUAUAUCCCGGAAACCACCGACAAAAUAAUAUGGGACUCUUGCUAUGCAGAUGGUGAGCUAAAGGUCGAUCGCCUGUCUGGGUAAAAGCUUGACUUGAACGUAUGCUAUAUUAACCUUGGUCUUGUCCACAUGCCAUUCAAGAACGACAAAGACAAGUCAUCUCUUGCGUCUAGAUCCCCGAACCAUACCCUUAUGAGCCGUUUGCGACUCGAAGAGCCUGAGGAUACGAGAAAAAUAGAGUUGGCGAAACUCUUUGAUCCAGUUAAAAUCGACAAGAUUGAAAAGCAUGUCAGAAGGGUUCUUAUUUAUGGGCGUGCAGGAAUUGGAAAAACUACUCUGUGUAAGAAGAUUGUUCAUGAAUUUAAACAAGGCAGACUUUGGAAAACGAAUUUCGACAGACUUCUUUGGAUUCCCCUUCGCGAACUCAGCGGCCUCAAAGGUCAACAAGCGACCCUGGAAACGGUCCUGAAAGCGAGAUUCUUCAAGCAUGGUGAUCACCACCAAGAGCUUGCUAAAAGGAUAGGCGACCAAUUGAAGUUGGAAAAGUUCAAAAGGACUCUCUUCCUUCUAGACAGCCUGGACGAGGUCGCUUCGAACUUGGAUGAUUCUAAUUCAAUCUCCUUAUUACAAUACCUAAUCAACAGCCCCAACGUCAUCAUCACAUCGCGCCCUCACUUUGGACUGCCAACAUAUAUGAGCCCUUUCGACAUCGAGGUGGAGGUUGUGGGGCUCGCUCUCGAUCAAGUGGAUGAUUAUAUUGAGAAGUCGACAUAUGAUUCGCCAGAGGAGAUUCGGAAGUUCCUCCGAAUGAAUAAACUCGUUCGUGAUCUACCACGAAUCCCGAUUCAGCUUGAAGCACCGUGCCAUACCUGGAACUUGAAAGGCAGCAAAUGGGAUGAAACAGGGCCACCUAGAAGCAUGACGGACUUGUAUCAAGCAAUGGAAAUCAAGCUUGCGCAAAAGGACUUGGAGAGUGGCAAUCCACAAGACCAGAACAACGCCAGUGGGAGGAGCAGGGGUGAUGUCAAGAAAGAAAGCACAAAGUUUACCAAUUUCCUGAAAGCUCUCGCUUUCGCAGGUAUGUGUCUUGGUGAAGUUAAUUUCGACAAUGGCUUCCGCGACAUGAUACGCCCACAUUUCGGCGACCAAUACUGUGUGGAUGACGCAUUAACCCUCCAAGGCCUAUCCUUCCUACGCUCGUCGAGCUCCUCGCCAAAAGAACGUGUUCGAGAUUAUGCAAGUUUUUACUUCCUGCAUUUGACAUAUCAAGAGUAUUUCGCUGCCCAGUAUUUUGUGCAACAGUGGUUGGAGAAGAAGCCCUUGAUAGUAUUGUCAUCAGAUCGUCCCAGGUCCAGGAAAGAGGCUUCAGUCGAGGAGUUUCUCCAUGAGAACAAGUACUUACCAGCAUUUGAUGUCUUUUGGAGAUUUGUCUGUGGUCUGCUUCCUCAAAUCUCUCAGACAGAAUUCUUCACCCUUGUUAGCCAGCGACCUGAUAUCUUGGGCCUCGCACAUCAGAGGUUGAUCAUGCAUUGCCUAGUCGAAGCGAAACCAACUUUUGAGGUACAAUAUCAUUUACAGCACCAACUGGGAAACUGGGCAUAUUUCCAACUUUGUCAAGAGGGCUCGGAUAGUAAGCUGGCUGAGGAAGCUGAGUUUCCCGAAUCCGCUAUUCACCGAAUUCUGACGGACACUACUUUCAGUGAUGCCUGUAUGAUCCUCGACGUUUUAUCAAACCGAGAUGCUCUUUCGAGUUCGGUAUUGGCAAAAGUCCUCCACCGUGCUGUGAUAGAUAGGAAAAGCAUGCCUGAUUGGAGUCUUGGCAUAUCAAUACUGGCAAAAUCUAGCCUGCCCGAAAGUCUCAUAAGCACGAUCUUGAAAAGCGCAGCUCAUGCGGAUACCAGGAUCGCACAUGCUGCUAUAGAACUCCUGGCGAGACAGCAACUCCUAUCUCGACUUUCGCCCGAGAUUUUGCAGCGAUAUGCACAGAACACUAGUUUUUCUUCCGAUAUGAGUAUCUUACGUAAUUCAUCUUCUCUCGAAGUAUUUCUUCCAUACCUACCAUCUUGGCGUCAAUCAGAAGAUCGAAACCUUCGAUGGGCUCUUAUCAGACAUCCGUGCAAGUCAAACCUGCUCGAGGCCAAAGCUCGUGAGGAUUUGUUGAAACCUCGUCGGGAUGAUGACAUGCUAGUUCGGGGUGAAAUACGGCGUUACUUGCAAUCGCAAAAGUUCCUCCCGGAUGAGAUGCUGAAAAUCGCUGUUGAGCUCCUAGCGUAUGAUGCAGUAUCCGAACCAGACUCAAGCUCGUCUGAUGACAGGCAAGCCAGGGUGGAGCGUGACAUAAUUCGUCUCCUUCACUGUCAUCAAGCGACUCUCAGGCCAAUCUAUACUGAGCUGCUUCGAUCCUCGCCCAAAGCCAGUAUAUUAUACUUAUCUGCAAUUUACGCGACAGGACGCGUCGCGUUUCACUCUGAGCCCCUGUCUUGAUCAGCCCCUCCAUUUCUAUUUGUGUAACAGUAUAAAAUCAACUCUACAUCCUGGCAAUAAUCAACCCUACCAGGUUUAAAGUAGGCCGAUAAAAUCAACUUUACUAGAGUUGAUUUAGUCCUUAGUUACUAGGGUGGUGGUUAAUGUGUUAUCUCAGCAGCCGCGCCUCGAGCAGCAGCUUGACGAUGGCCUUGUGCCUGUUCUUGGCGGCCUGCCAAAGCGGCGUCUGACUAUAUUCCUUAUC